Molecule: messenger RNA, 1568 nt
Organism: Haliotis rubra (blacklip abalone)
Lineage: Eukaryota; Metazoa; Mollusca; Gastropoda; Lepetellida; Haliotidae
Exons: 4
Coding region: 101-688 (195 amino acids)
Source: RefSeq, a predicted model, not a curated record
CUCUCACCAUAGCGAAUUCGUUUUCCUGGCUUUAGGAAUCAUAAAGUUGGCCAAAGGUAACAACUGUUUGGACGUGGAUUCUGUUCACAGCGACAAAUAUAUGGAACACGAAGUGUUUAGAAAGUUCAGAAGUGAAUCUAUCUACACCUGUGCAUCAGCAUGUCUCGUGUCCUCAGCAUGUCUGUCCUUUGGAUUUGACAUGAAAACGCGCACCUGCCUACUGAACAGAAACAGUAGUGAUACUGCUAACGUUGUUGACAGAAAGGGAUUCCUCUUCAGUGAUAUUCAACAUUGGCCAAAGUCUCUCUCCGGACGGUGCGCUCAAAAGACAUGUCCCAACAACGACCGAUGUGAAGUAACACGACUGGGUCUUGCAAGGUGUGCUCCAGAGUUCCAAGGAUGUGGUCCUCCCCCGGAAGUGAGAGACGCCAGCACCAUGUAUGAUGGUCACUACCAGGGAGCUGUGGCGACCUACUCCAGGUACACCUGCGACCCUGACUACAGAGCCUGCUACAACAAUGUCACCAGCACCUGUCAGUCAUCUGGAGCGUGGGAGAGUUUAGCCGAUCUUUGUGGACAGUUCAGGUGGCACGAUCCUCAGAUAAAUGACAGGUAUUCAUUUCCGUGUGGUCCUUCAAGCAACUUCAAGCUGAAGAUCAGCGUGACACCGUCUAGAGAUACAAGGUGAUCAAUACUUACCUUUUCUACAAUUUUGAAAAACCUUGUUAUGAGCAGGGCAAAGUAAUUUCUUUUCUUGCUAUUAACUUUUGUACAAUUGUAGUUAUUUGUUGAACUUGUACAGAUUCAGCUUCAUAAGGAUAUUUUAAAUUUUGAUCUUUUCUCCUGACCAUGCUUUCAAAAUACUUAACUGCUUCUUUGAAACCAGUUUCUAUUUGUAUCAUAGUGACAAUAUUUGGAUAUCAUUAUUGCAGAACUGGCUGCCUUUCCUGACACUGUAUUCUGUUGAGUACAUAUAUAGGAGAGCUACAGUUACGUGGCUCUCUUUCUGAAAACAUAUGAUAUGGAUUUUCUGAUACAGUCUCACUUACCCGGACACUUGGUUUACUCAAGUGUUGCCCAGGGAACCAAAUAUCCGCAUAUAUGUAUCCCUUGCCAACUGAUGUUCUUUUGCUUUUCUGUGCAUGAGCAGAUUUUUUUUAAAUGUUAAGACCGUUAUGUAGUUCCACCAUUGCAAAAUUAUCAACACAUUCAUUUCUUUCUAUCUUUUAUCAAAGAUUUGGUAUUGCGCUACAGAAACAAGCAGAUGUUAUAUUCUACUCAGAAUUUCGCCUAUAUCAUUUGGGGUUCCGUGGAAGGGUUGUUAUCAACACGGAAAUAGAUACAAAAUGGGGCUCGGAGGUGCUUGCUGAUCUAACAAUGGCUGUUGGACAAAACUACGAUGUUGAAAUAACCCUUCAAGAUUGUAUAUACAGGGUAUGUAUGACAAACUGAGAAGAAUAGAGGUAAAAUAAAGGUAUUUCGGAAACGUUAUCUUUAGGUAUAUGCCGUGGAAUCUAUAUGCACUUAUGGUAAAGGAUUUCUGGUUCGUUGAUUACUUAUGUGGUUUG